Molecule: messenger RNA, 1834 nt
Organism: Microtus ochrogaster (prairie vole)
Lineage: Eukaryota; Metazoa; Chordata; Mammalia; Rodentia; Cricetidae
Product: tripartite motif-containing protein 30A-like
Exons: 8
Coding region: 120-1724 (534 amino acids)
Molecular function (GO): protein binding; zinc ion binding
Source: RefSeq, a predicted model, not a curated record
AUCUAGAGGGCAGAAUUUGGAAGAACUGAGAAGAAAACACUUUUCAUCCUGUCACUCAGGUACCUAAGCAGAAGUGUCAGGAGUACAGACAGACAGACAGACUCAGCAUAACAGCAAUAAUGGCCUCAUUAGUACUGGGGAUGAUCAAGGAGGAGGUGACCUGUCCUAUCUGCCUGGAGCUUCUGAAAGAACCUGUGAGUGCCGAUUGUGACCACAGCUUCUGCCGAGCCUGCAUCACUCUGAACUAUGAGUCCAGCAAAGGCAAAGAAGGUGAAGGUACCUGCCCUGUGUGCCGAGUUACUUAUAUGUUUGAGAAUCUGAGGCCUAAUCAGCAUGUGACCAACAUAGUGGAGAGGCUCAAGGAGUUCAAGUCUAGCCCAGAGGAGGAACAGAAGGUCAAUGUCUGUGCACAACAUGGAGAGAAACUCCAGCUCUUCUGUGAGAAGGACAUGGUGGCCAUCUGCUGGCUUUGUGAGAGAUCUCAGGAGCACCGUGGUCAUCAAACAGCUCUCAUUGAAGAGGUGGCCAAUAAGUACAAGGGGAUGCUCCAGGCUGCCCUGAAGAUGCAGAUGGCUAAUGAGGAAAGAUGUGACCAGUGGGAAGACGACCUUCAAAAGGAGAAAGUUUCCUGGGAGAACCAAAUACAGAGUGAGGUAGAAAACGUUGAGAAGGAGUUUAAAGGACUGUGGGAAUUCCUGAAAACUGAGGAGACUAAUGAGCUGCAGAAGCUGAUGAAAGAGAAGGAAGACAUUCUGGACAUCUUGGAAGAUUCUCAAAAUGAGCUGAAGAAGCAGAGGGAGUCAGUGAGAGACCUCAUCUCAGAUCUGGAGCAUAGCUUGCAGUGCUCAACCAUGGAGAUGCUGCAGGGUGUGAUUUGUGUUUUAACAAGGAGUCAGUACUUAAGACUGAAACAGCCUAAAAUGGUCCCGAGAAGAAAGAGAAAGAUCUUCAGAGCUCCGGAUCUGAAGGGCACGCUGCAAGUGUUUCAAGGGUUCCGGGAUGUCCAGUGCCACUGGGUACACGUGACCCUGCAACAACCCAAAAAUAAAAACAUUGUCAUUAACGUGGACAAAAGACAAAUACAACAUGGAAGUGGUCAUAGAAGAACUUUGCAAGUUUCUGAGUCCUAUGAUUUAGGUGUCCUAGGGUAUCCAGCCAUCCACUCAGGAAAACAUUACUGGGAAGUAGACGUGUCUAGAUGUGAUGCCUGGCUCCUGGGAAUAAAUGAUGGAAGAUGUGCUCGACCCCAGCUUCCUUCAAUGAAUCAACAGGGCUUCAAAGCCAAAUAUAAUUCUGAUGUUAACCAACAUCCAAAUUUUAAGAAAAAAUAUGCUCUUGACUUUGGAUCCAAAUUAUAUAACCAGGAUGAUUAUCGCUCUGAGUAUGAAGCUAUAGAUCAUUCUGAUAAUAAACAGCAUGUAAAUUAUCAGCCCAAAUAUGGCUACUGGGUUAUAGGGAUGAUGGACGGGUCUGUAUAUAAUGCCUUUGAAGAGUGUUCUGUCACCCACAAUGUCAGUGUCUUGCUCCUCUCUCUGACUUGUUCUCCAACUCGUGUUGGAGUUUUCCUGGACCGAGAAGCUUGCACUCUCUCAUUUUAUGAUGUUUCCAACCAUGGAGCUCUCAUCUAUAGAUUUUCUAAACCUUCCUUCCCUAAUGUGGUUUAUCCAUAUUUUAAUCCUAUGGGAUGUUCAGAGCCAUUGACAGUCUGUGGGCCCCCCUCCUAAGCCCUCACCCAUGUCUGCACAUUGUCCCCAUGUCUGAUGAAUCUCAUAUGUUGAAGCUCUGUGGGAUCAUUUUAACUUUUUUUUCUGUCUUUGCUUGCAGGGAACCAUCA